AUGACCAACACAGCAUGUGCCAGUACCUCACGGUAUGAAAAGGAACAAGAUGCUGCUUCUGGACCUGAAGACCAGCCGCCGGCGGACAGCUCCGGUGCAGCGAGAAGCCGGGGUAGGGGCCGAGACCGCCACCGUGGUGGGACUUUGGCCACCUGCCACCGCCCCGGUGGGGGACCCGCCAACCCGCGCCUCACGGCAGCCCCCCGCGGGGCGGGGACAGCAGCCAGGCCCCGGCGCUACGGGGGCUCCUUCCCCGCGUCCCCGUCCCCAGCCGGCUCCGGGCCGGUCCCGGCCCCGCGGCGGGUUCAGCCGCUCGCAGCGGGAGGGACACCCCCCCGCCACCGGACAGGGAGGACGCCAUUGGGGACAGCCCAGCCGGGGAGGCGUUUCCAUGACAACCCGCUUCCCGCCCCGGGGGACCGGCACCCGCCCUCGCCGCUGGGGGGCGACGAUCCCCGUACCGCCCCCCCCCCUCCUUCCGACCGGGGCCCGCCCGCCCGCCUCACGGCCCCCGUCGGGAGGAUACAGCUUGAAGCCCCGGAGGAUCUCCUUGGCCCGCUCGUCCGUGGCCGACAUGGUCCUGCCGCGCCGCGGGCGGACGGGGCUGGGCCGGGCUGGCCUGGCUGCGCGGGCCUGGGCGGGAAGGCGGCGGUGACAGCAGCGCCUCAGGACCCCCCACCCCUCCCCCCUCACUCCCUCGCACCCGCCACUGCCCGGCGCAACCAACCCGAGCGGCCUCCCGCCGCACCGCCCCCCGGCCCGCCGCACCGCCCAAUCAUUCUCUCCCGUCGCCUCGCCGGCCCGCCUCCUGGCGCAGGAAGGACGGCGCGGCUGUCCAAUCACAUGGCGCGCCCUCGCGCCCGCCCCCCUCCCUCAUUCAAGGGCGGCUGCGCAGCGGUCGUUAAGGCGUACGCCCCGGCCGAGCCUGACGUCGCCGGCGGACGGGAGUUGCCGCAGGACAAACCUCUCCCGGCCGCGCCGCGCCGCCGUUGUGUGUCAGUUUCUGAGCUGCCAUUGCAGGUGAGAAGACACCUCCAGCCUGCUUCCUGCUUUCCCAGAAGCUGUUCUCUCAAGGUGCGGAUAAAUGAGCUGGUGUUUCUGUGGAUCAGCAUAAUUGGGAGAUGGUUUCAUGAGCUGGGGCAUCAUGCCACCCCACACUUGAUGGAAGGGGUUGUACAGCUGCGUAUCUGCAACCACCCAGACAUGCACAUGACUCCUCACCUGGCCAAGGUGCAAGAUGAGAUUCCAGCAAGAAGCUCAGUCUGUGGAUCCUGGGAAGUGCGGAGAGUUCGACAGCUUCUUCAGCAGGGCCUGGGGGCUCCCAUCACCCUGUGCUCUGGAGACAUGUUCUGGCAGCUGCAGGUGUCAGAAGCCUGGAAGGAGACAGGAUAAGUGGAUGAACCACGAUGAAAGCACACACAGGAACUGCAUCCAGGACUGUGUUAGCAUGUACACAGCCUACCUUACCCCUAGAGCUACUGGCCAUUUGGUCAUGUGCAGAUGCACCUGCUCCUGCUUUAACAUGGCCAUGGUGCCAACAGUUAAUUUUGUUUUGCUUUCAGUUGUUGGGAAGUAAUAUUAUUACAGACACUUUAGGAACCAGAUCCUAAUCCUGGUGGCUAAAUCUAGCCUAAUGUAUGAUUUCUGAAUAUAAUGUGUGUUAUGUGGGUUAUUGGUAAGGUCCUAUGUUGUCCUAAUGUCCCUCUUUUCACAAAAGUUUUAGAUUUAAACCACCUUAUUUAUGAAAGAUAAGGAAAAAGGUAAGAAAUACAAAAGUA
Molecule: messenger RNA, 1778 nt
Organism: Falco peregrinus (peregrine falcon)
Lineage: Eukaryota; Metazoa; Chordata; Aves; Falconiformes; Falconidae
Product: basic salivary proline-rich protein 1-like
Exons: 3
Coding region: 1-1392 (463 amino acids)
Source: RefSeq, a predicted model, not a curated record